CCGUAAAGAAGAAACUUCUCGCCAACUUGUGUCAUAAAGCAUAGGUUUCUUUGAAGGAUACUCGGCUGUUGCAACCUAAAGCUCGACUGUUUAACUCGCCUUCAAGCCUUCAGCAGACCGUGCGUGUGCCCUGGAGACAUCGUGCAUUAUCAGAGAUGGCGAAUCGUGAAAGGACUGUCCCUGCCGACUCAAUUAUGAGGUCUUUAUUAUAGCACAAGGGACAAGAGACAAAGGAGCAGAAAACUUGUGUGCAGUGUCAUCUAAUUUAACCACCAGACAAGAUAGGUAAUGUUACAAGAACAGUAAGCUAUGUCUGCCACCAACAAUCAAAUCCAGGUCCCAUGUUUGCACAGAAUAAAGAGUGAACCUAGCUCUAUAGCUGAUCUUCAUGAUCUAUGGAACAGCUCUGGUGGAACUCACUUCACACAUGAGCUUGCUACACAUAAUCAAUCAAAUUGGAAACAUGUAGAUGCUGUAAAACUGGAGUUAAACUCUCAAGAUGUCAUUGACUGUAUUAAAACUGAGCAAGUUCCUGGUCAAGAACUUUAUUCCAUAAAACCAGAGCAUGCUGCACACAUUGAGCAGUCAGACAGGAUGCAUGAAAGAGAUGUGAAACUGGAGUGCCACUUGUAAGACUUUACUUCUUCAGUUAAGUCUGAGCAGGAUCCUGUGCUUUGUACAAAGACAGAAGAGUUACUUGUGUUUAAACAAGAAGAUGAUAGUCACAUGAUGAAGACCGAGACAGACUGGCCUGGUCAGCACACAUUGGGGCAGCAUGACAGUGAUGAGAAAUUUCAAGAAGCAAGUGGCCAUAGGUGUAAAACUCCUGAGGUGAUAGAUGUUAUAACAAACAUUCAACAGCAUCAGACACAUCCAACUGUCACUGAAGUUGCCUUCGAUUCAGGGACAGGAAUUAACAGUGAUGCUAAACUUUAUCAGUGCCAAGUGUGUUUGUCUUCUUUCAGUUGCCCAACUCUGCUCAGGAAACAUGUGAUGAUUCACUCUGAUUUUCAAGCUGAGCAGUGCACUACAGUUGUGUUAGAAAGACUAGAUACUUUAAAACAGCACAAGGUAACCAAAAGUAGAGAGAGAUCUCACCAGUGCAGUUUGUGUAAAGCUAAGUUUAUAUAUUCAUAUCAGUUAAAUCGGCACAUGCUGACCCACAGUGAUGAGAAACUUCACCAGUGUAAUGUCUGUAAAGCAUGUUUUAAGAGCUCAUUAUAUUUAAAAAGGCACAUGUUGAUCCACGAUUAUAUGGAAUCUGAUGAUAUGGAACCUUACCAGUGCAGCAUAUGUCAUGUAACUUUGAAAACAUCAGCUUGCCUAAAAGAUCAUAUGGAUACUCACAUUGAUGUGAAACCUUACCAGUGUAGUUUGUGUGAAGCGGCAUUUAGGCUCCUCAAUCAGUUAAAAUCACACAUUCUGACCCACAGUGAUAAGAGACCUCACCAUUGUACUCAAUGUCAUUUAGCUUUUAACAGUUUAUCUAACCUAAAGAAGCACAUGGUUGCUCAUAGUGAUAUGAAUCCUCAUCAGUGUAGGGUAUGUAAAGCUGCUUUUAAGACCUCAUUCUAUUUAAAAAGGCACAUGCUGACCCACAGUGAUGUGAAACCUUACCAAUGCAGUUUGUGUGAAGCUUCGUUUAAGGUCUCGAAUCACUUAAAAUCACACAUGCUAACCCACAGUAAUAAAAGACCUUACCAGUGCACUGAAUGCCAUAUAGCUUUCAAAAGAUUAGAUAUCCUAAAAAAGCACAUGUUGACUCACAGUGAUGAAAAACCAUACCAAUGCACUUUGUGUGAAGCUGCAUUUAGGCUCCCAAAUCAGUUAAAAUCACACAUGCGGAUCCACAAUUAUAGGAGAACUGACCAUUGUACUCCAAGUCCUUCAGAUUUUAAAAGUUUAAAUAACCCACAGUGGCACAUGCUGUCACAUAGUGAUAUGAAGUCUCCCCAGUGUAAUAUCUGUAAAACUGUUUUUAAGACCUUGUUCUAUCUAAAAAGGCACAUGUUGACCCACAGUGAUAUGAAACCUUACAAGUGCAGUUUGUGUGAAGCUUCAUUUAAGUUUUCAGAUCACUUGAAAUCACACGUGCUAACCCACAGCGAUGAUAGACCUCACCAGUGUACUGUAUGUCAGAGAGCUUUCAAAAGAUUAGAUAUCCUGAAAAAGCACAUGUUGACUCACAGUGAUGAGAAACUGCACCAGUGUAACCUAUGUAAGAAAGCUUUUAGGCGGUCAUGUAAUUUAAAAGAUCACAUGCUGACCCAUCAGCCAGUGAUGAGAGAUGUAGCUAAUGCAAGAUGAAUCGGAUUUUUAGGCUGCCAGCCCAUUAAAAACAGCCGUGCUAUGUAAGGUUGUCUUUUUCUAAAUGAUUACUCUCAGUUCUUGUUUUUUGGUUCCUCUUUGCAUUUUUUGGUACUUGUUUUUAUUCAUCAUUAAUACUGUUGUUUAUUCCUUCUUAGUUCAUGUGUUAUUUGUUUUCUUGUCCCUCAUAUUCUGUCCAUGUUUCGUUCUUGUUCUUAGGUGCUAAAAGCAUGUUUCUUUGGCAUGUGAGUAUGCUUUUUACAAAUUUUGCAUUUGUUGUUGUUAUUUGAAAAAACACAUUGACAUUGCAUGAAGUGUGUACAUUGACCUUUAGGCUGCCAGCCCUUUUAUAAAGAUACUUGAUAAUUCAAAGUGAAGAGAAACCUCAUUAAUGCAGUGUAGGUCAGGGUUUACUUAGAAGAUCAAUAAUUUGAAAGAGCACCUUAAGCUCAGCACCUUUUACAGCUUGCCCUCUUUCUUCACACACAUGGCCAAUGAUGUCAUUAGCUAUAAUAAUUAAUCCAUUAUAUUACUCUUUUUUGCUUGUUAAGUAAUGUUAUGUUUAUAUUGUUUUUCAGCUAUGGUCAAUACGAUUUAACAUUUGCAGCAUAAUUCCUUUUUUAUUGAAAGUAAUAAAAAGUAAUGGGAAAGGUGAUUUUGUACUGGAGUAAUGAAUUUCUUUUGUUUGUUAUGUGUCUGUUCCUUUUGAGCCCUUGUAUAACUCAUUCUUUUGAUUCAUUGUUAUUUUUCUUCUACUUUGAAGUCUAAAAUAAGGAAUGUGGGUUU
This is a messenger RNA of Pomacea canaliculata, 3093 nucleotides long. Its product is annotated as zinc finger protein 99-like. The coding region runs from base 727 to 2307 and encodes 526 amino acids. The transcript has 2 exons. Gene Ontology annotation, biological process: regulation of DNA-templated transcription. Lineage: Eukaryota; Metazoa; Mollusca; Gastropoda; Architaenioglossa; Ampullariidae. Gene Ontology annotation, molecular function: DNA-binding transcription factor activity, RNA polymerase II-specific; RNA polymerase II cis-regulatory region sequence-specific DNA binding. The record is from RefSeq and is a predicted model, not a curated record.